AGGUGGAUAACCACAAACACAGGAACGCAUGUUCAAUUGAGCAGUGUUCCUGUGAGGGUAAGAGGCAAAAACUGAGAUGUGAAAGAAGUCCUGAAGAUUUAAACUUUUACAAUUAAAUUAGAGGAAAAGAACAUCAAUCAAACUCUUAAUUUGGACAUCAUGGAUGGCGAAUCACCAAACCAGGGGACAGAAAUAAGCUGCCAGUCAGACACCAACAACCAGCCAGAUGAGCCAGGGCUGGAUGAGUGUAAAGACUCAGUGGACACACCAGAAUGUCAGAGGGUAACUGAUGUCACAGAGAGCGAGCAGGCAGAAAAAGCACAAGAUAAAGAUAAAGCUGAAGAUACAAACAAGAUGCAAAAGCCUGUUGAAGAGGCUGAACCAGAUAAAGAGACAGAAUCAGCUGUUGAUGAUGUGAAGGACACUGUAAUGACAGCAGAGAAACAAGAUAAGAAAGAAGAUGUGGAAGACGGAGUCAAGAAAAAAGAGCAGGUGGAUGAGAUACAGAAUCCAGAAAAUGGGACCGUCCAGGAGGAGAUCAAGGACAAGGAAGGGGAGGGGGGAAAGACAGAUAAUCAAGGAGAAGAUGUGAAAAACAAUGAACCAAAAGAAACUGAGCAGGACAAACAUGCAAACAAGGUGAAUAAAGAGGUAAUUGACAAAGGAAAGGUAAAGGAUACAGAAAAACAAGUGAAGGCUAAAAGAAAGGGUGGCCUUCCCUCUUCCUCUAUCUCCCGACCAAGACCCUCUGCGCGCUCAAUUAGAGCGUCCAAUAGAAAUGAUAUUAUUGCCAAGUUUCAACAAGGUGCACCAGAGACACCGAUAGCUCGCAAUUUCAAAAUUCAGAAGUCUUCUACGGCUGCUGCAACUGGAGCUUCGAUCAAACAGAAGAUUCUUCAGUGGUGCCACAACAAGACACGCAAAUAUGAGGGUGUAAACAUUGAAAACUUCUCGUCGUCCUGGAGUGAUGGGCUGGCGUUCUGUGCUCUUAUCCAUCGCUUCUUUCCUGAUGCUUUUGACUACAGCUCACUGAAGCCAGAGAAGAGGGAGGAAAACUUCACUUUGGCCUUCCAAAUAGCAGAGUCGCUGGCUGACUGCUGCCCUCUGCUGGAAGUGGCUGACAUGAUCAUGAUGGGCAACCACCCAGACCCGAUGUGUGUGUUCACAUACGUGCAGUCCCUCUGCCACAGCCUCUCCAAAAUAGAGAAAGAAAGGAAGGACAAAGAGAAGACUGAAAGCCAGAAAGAGGAAGGCAAUGAUGCAGCGGGAGAGGAAUCAUGUGCUGACUGUGAGAAGAUGGAGAACCAAGAGGAGAAACAAGAAGAGGGCAAAGAAACAAACGGAAAUGAAGAAGAUUGUUCAAUGAAGUGUCAGGAUGAAGAUGCUGAGGGAGUUUUAGCUGAGGUAGAGACCUAGAACAAGUCUGCAGACAACACAAAAGACUGAAAAGACCAAAAAUUAUUGUUGAUGGCAACUUAGUUUAGUGUUGCUUAAUGUUCUAAAUAUAAGGAGAUUUGUUUUUGUUAUUUUCACUCAGUGCUGUAUUUAUCACUUUUUGUUUUGAGCACACUCCAAAAGCAGAAGAUAAAUUCUUCACAUAAAUGUGUGUCAAUAAAUAAAAAUAAAUAGUAAAAGGAAAGUAUUACA
This is a messenger RNA of Girardinichthys multiradiatus, 1647 nucleotides long. RefSeq names its product smoothelin-like 1 (gene smtnl1). The transcript is spliced from 5 exons. Gene Ontology annotation, molecular function: protein binding. Gene Ontology annotation, biological process: actin cytoskeleton organization. Lineage: Eukaryota; Metazoa; Chordata; Actinopteri; Cyprinodontiformes; Goodeidae. The record is from RefSeq and is a predicted model, not a curated record. The coding region runs from base 160 to 1416 and encodes 418 amino acids. Gene Ontology annotation, cellular component: microtubule organizing center; filamentous actin.